GGCAACUGAUGACAUCAUAGAUGAAUAUGUGAUUAGGUGGACAGAAGGGAUCAAUUCAACUGAUGUGGAUUAACGCGUGGAUUUGGACUGAUGAAGCGCGCGUGGAAACCCCGGUGUGGAUCAGCAGCAUCACUGAACAGCUGUAGUUUAAUGUUCAGUCCUCUUGCAGUUAUUUGAAGUGUUUUGAGGUGCUGUGGGGUUUGAACCUUCAACCUCUCUGUGACCAGCUGAGAUCUUGGACCAUUGAGUCACUCCAUCCCUGAAUCGCUCAUGUGUGUUGGACGCGCCGCGCACCGCAGGAGCGUCGAUGAGUAACGCGUCGCGAUCGUAACUGACAUGAUCGAUCAUGGCGAGGAACACUUCUCUGUACUUUCGCAUCGUUGAGGGACGAAAUCUGCCCGCUAAAGAUGUUUCUGGAACCAGUGAUCCAUACUGCAUCAUCAAAGUUGACAAUGAGGUCGUGGCCAGAACCGCGACUAUCUGGAAAAACUUGAAUCCAUUCUGGGGAGAGGAGUACACUCUUCAUCUGCCGAUGGGUUUCCAUACGCUCUGCUUCUACGUCAUGGAUGAAGACACUAUUAGUCAUGAUGACGUCAUAGGAAAGAUCUCCCUCAGUAAAGACGUGAUCGCUGCUCAACCCAAAGGGUUAGAUAACUGGUUGAAUCUGACCCGUGUGGAUCUGGAUGAAGAGGUUCAGGGUGAGAUUCAUCUGUCUCUGGAGCUCCACAGGGACGCUCAGAGGACCUGCCUGCACUGUCAUGUCAUUGAAGCCCGAGAUUUGGCUCCACGAGAUAUUUCUGGUACCUCCGAUCCGUUCACCAGAAUCAUCUACAACAACAUCAGCGCUGAGACAUCGAUCAUAAAGAAGACACGUUUCCCACACUGGGACGAGACUCUGGAGUUGUGCUUGGAUGAUGGUGAGGAUGACGAAGGAGGAACCAUCACGGUGGAGGUCUGGGACUGGGACAUGGUGGGCAAGAACGACUUUCUGGGGAAGGUGGAAUUCCCGCUGUCGUGUCUGCACAGAACUCCAGAAGUGCAGGGCUGGUUUCGUCUGAUGCCGCUGGGAAACGCAGCAGAUGACGCUGGGGGUAAACUGGGCGCUUUACGUCUGAAGGUGCGUCUGGCAGAGGAGAGAAUUCUUCCAUCUGUUUACUAUCAGCCUCUGAUCGAUCUGCUCAUGGAGGCGAUCAUCUCGCCUUCAGAGGUCAAUGAUCCGUCACCUUUGACCCUGCUGGAAGAGGUCACCACGGUAGAGAGUCGUCAGGACGUCGCCAUGACGCUGGUGAAGAUUUAUCUUGGCCAGGGUUUGGUCGUGCCAUUUCUGGACCUCCUGAACACCAGAGAAGUCCACAACACCACCGAUCCAAACACACUCUUCCGGUCCAACUCACUGGCCUCUAAAGCCAUGGAGCAGUUCAUGAAGGCUGUCGGUAUGCUGUAUCUUCAUGAAGUUCUGAAGCCUAUAAUCAAUCGAAUCUUUGAGGAACGGAAAUACAUCGAGCUCGAUCCGUGCAAGAUAGAUCUGAACCGCUCGAGACGAAUCUCAUUUAAAGGAGGCGUGUCAGAAGCAGAGGUGAGAGAGAGCAGUGUCGGUCUUCUGCAGACGUAUCUCACCAGCAUCAUGGAGGCCAUUGUGAGCUCAGUGUCCCAGUGUCCUCCGGUGAUGAGAGUCGUGUUCAAACAACUCCAUAAACGAGUGGAAGAACAGUUUCCAGAACCAGAGAAUGAGGAUGUGAAGUAUUUGGCCAUCAGCGGCUUUUUCUUCCUGCGUAUGUUUGCUCCUGCGAUUCUGACACCCAAACUUUUUCAGCUGAGAGACCAUCACGCAGACCCACGCACCAGCAGAACUCUUCUGCUGCUUGCCAAGGCUCUUCAGAGUGUUGGUAAUCUUGGGUUACAAUUGGGUCAUGGAAAGGAGCAGUGGAUGACCCCUCUGCAUCCCAUUAUUAUUUGCAGUGUGGCAUCCGUAAAAGAUUUUCUGGACAAACUCGUAGACAUCAACCACGACAACGUGUGUGAAGCUCCUCAGCGUGCCGUGUUUUUACCAUCAGUCAUCUUGAAGGAAGGUUUCCUGCAGAAACACAAAGCUGAAGGGCCGCAGCUCAUCAAACGCUUCGCUUUCAAGAAACGAUAUUUCUGGCUCAGCUCAGAGAUGCUGUCGUACGCCAAGAGCCCUGACUGGCAGGUCCGCUCCUCUAUCAAUAUCCAGUAUGUGUGUGCGGUGGAGAGAGUGGAUGAAAACGCAUUUCAGCUGCAGAACGUCAUGCAAGUUAUCACACAGGAGACAGAUGGACAACUGCACACCACAUACCUGCAGUGCAAGAAUGUGAAUGAACUGAAUCAGUGGCUGUCAGCGAUUAGAAAAGUGAGUAUUUAUAAUGAACACAUGCUGCCGUCGUUCCACCCUGGAGCUCACCACGGUAACAAAUGGACCUGCUGCCUGCAGCCCGACCGCACAGCGUCGGGCUGCAGUCGGACUCAUUCUGCCGUGACUCUGGGCGACUGGAGUGAUCCGUUAGAUCCUGAUGCUGAAACACAGAUCAUAUACAAAGAACUGCUGCAGGGACGAGACAAACUCAGGAAGCAGUACCUGGAGACACAGGAAACACAGACAGCUGAACAGGAAGUGGUCAAUCACACAUCAUCAGUGUGUGUGCAGGGUCGCUCUGAGCGUGCUCGAGCCGUCGCCUCGCGUCUGCUGGAGGUUGUUCUGGAUUUAGAGCGAGCUCAUUCGUCCUUCCAGAGCCGAGAGAGAGAUGAGAGCAGUUCACUGACGUCAUAGAGAGCGUUACAAAUCCUGAAGCCGACACAGCGACCAACUAGAUCUCACACGACACUGUAAAAUGACAAUUAUGCAAUCUGACGGUGGUGUCCUUGAAUGAUUAUUGUGCACGUUUUUGUAAUCAAACGCAAUUUACUCUGCAGAAAUCAUUUUCUAAAUUGGUAUUUUUCUUUAGUUUUUCCAGGCUAAAUAUCAAAAUAUCCAUAAACCAAGAUAUAUUCCCCCUAGAAACAAAAUUGCGUAAGAUAUAAACACUUGUUUACCGGAAAUAUUCUGUAUAUUGAAUAGAAGUGUCAUGUCAGCAUGUUUCCUGAAAUUGUUUAAUUAAUUAUGAAUAUCUUGUGCAAUGUUAACUCGCAGUUAAGAGGUGCUGGAAGCGAUUUUUCCAUGGAAAAGUAUGCAAAAAAUGUUCCUCUUCCAUGAAAGAUAUCACUGAAAUAAGUGUUGUACGAUAUCUCACCGGUCAAACAACGCUUUCGACCUGUCAAUCAUUCUGUAUUGUAGUUUCAGCACAUUAUUGAGGCUUAAUGCCAUUUUUAUGCCAUGUAGUUCAUAACAGCUGCCAGUAGAGGGCACUGUUUUGCUGCUGUUGUUUUUAACAAUAAAGCUCAUUUGGUAUCUUUGGAUUGUGGGGUUUUGGAAAAGGGGCGUGGCUAAUCCAACGCCUCAGUCCUGAAAUCGCUCACGGCACCUUGUUUUAAGGAUGUUUUGAUAUUUUUACUGGAAAAGCACACAAAGGGAAUAUUGAUUAACAAUUCGAUUUGUUUUUACAGCAUAUCGAAUGUCUGUGAAAUGAUUUUUACCGUAUGUAUUUGUACUUUCAAAGUGUUUAUAUUCUUGAUGCUCUCUGGGGUGAAUUUUUAAUCGAAUGCCACACUGUAGCUUUUUAAACCAGACGUGUGCGUGUGCAUUGCGGUCUGCAUGGCAUUUGACACGUGUCAGUAAACACACACACACAUAAGAAACCUUUAGUGCAAUUACACGGUUUCUUGCUUUUCUUUCAUCCAGGAGUGUGUGAAGUAGUUCUUGACCAAAUAAACAUGUUUCAGGAUUAAUAUUGUAAUGUAAAAGCGCUAUGAUCUUCUUCAGGACUUUGCAACGUGCCAAACGCUGUUUUUGGGUUGACAGAUUGUUUUUAAACGUUUGCUUUUCUCUGCCGUAAUAUGCCUUUGUUGCUUUAAAACACAUUUUGUUUGGACAGAAAGUUUCAUAUCUGCUGUGCCUGUAA
Messenger RNA from Xyrauchen texanus (razorback sucker), 4013 nucleotides. Its product is annotated as rasGAP-activating-like protein 1. The record is from RefSeq and is a predicted model, not a curated record. Bases 347 to 2785 code for a protein of 812 amino acids. Gene Ontology annotation, biological process: cellular response to calcium ion; intracellular signal transduction; regulation of GTPase activity. The transcript is spliced from 22 exons. Lineage: Eukaryota; Metazoa; Chordata; Actinopteri; Cypriniformes; Catostomidae. Gene Ontology annotation, molecular function: GTPase activator activity.